Messenger RNA from Orbicella faveolata, 2295 nucleotides. RefSeq lists its product as uncharacterized. Lineage: Eukaryota; Metazoa; Cnidaria; Anthozoa; Scleractinia; Merulinidae. Gene Ontology annotation, molecular function: protein binding. The record is from RefSeq and is a predicted model, not a curated record.
ACCUUCCACUACGUGUCUGAACAGCGAUUGAGCGCAACAAUAAGAUCCGGUUUAAUGGUUAAGAGGAGAUUAAUUACAUCUAAAUGCCGGGCAUUUUACAUCAUCGACAGACAAUACUUUGAGCUUGUUAAGCAAUUUUUUCUCGCCAUUUUCUCGCCAAACCGGUGUGCAGUAAGCUUACGAGAUGAACUCCCCGAGGCACGAAUGUUCUCUGUGUGGUCGCACGGAAUAUGAACUGAAAUGUCUUCCGUGUUCACAUAGCGUAUGUACUUAUUGUAUUCAAAUUGAAAACCGUGCGCAAACAUCCGUUCAAUGCCCAAUUGACGAACACGAAUACCCUCUGACGGACAACGGAAUCGAUAGCUUACCCACCAAGGGACUUCUAGUUGAGGUUUCAAGCAAUCACCGCCAUCAAGAUCAAUCGCAAAUCACGGAGAUGCAAGCACUCCUGACGUUUACACAAGAAUACAAGAAUGACUUGGCGACUGCCAUCCGAGACAUGGAACACGCCAUUCAUUCCUCAUUAACUCUGCAGGAGAGCAAAGUGAAACAUGAGAUUCGAAACACCGCCGAAGAGUUAGUUGAGUGCGUUCUUGCAAAAGAACAGGAGUUAUAUAAAGUAGUGGAUCGAGUCAUCGAGGCAGAGAAGCGAGAAAAACAGCAGGAAUUAGCUGAUUUUGCGUUGCAGGCCCAUCACAUCAUUCAAGUUGUACAGCGACACCAAAGCCAGUUUAAGCAAGGCAUUGAGAAUGCCUCGCUGCUGAAUCAGCUACAAGGGGAGCUCGCGGCGGUCAACGAUCGCAAGAACGCCCUAAUGGAGAAGAACCAAGAUUCUUCAACAAAAAUUUAGUUCGUGGUGAACGAAGCGUGCUUUGAAGAACCCAUCGGAAUGGUGGAAUGUAAAAGAGACAACAAAACAGGAAAUGGACGGCUCUAUCGGACCUCAUCGAAAACACGGCAACGAUUUCCAUCAAAGGGAGAGAAGAAGAAAAAGCCAGGGCACGUUAUUAGCACCAUUUCUCCACCAAGUCCCCUCACAGCAAAAUUUCGCCCAUGGGCGCUGUCUGUAAGCGAGAGCGGUCACAUUGCUGUCGUGGAUAGAGGUAAUAAUUGCAUUCACAUUUUUAACCCUAGAGGUGAAUUUUUACGUCACGUUGCUAAACCGUACGGAAACCAGAGCAACUCGUUGGAGGUGUAUGGCGUGACAUUCAUUUCACGCAACACAUUUGCAGUCGCGGAAUACUCGCCGUUGACCGGAAGUGGAUGUCUUCUGGAGAUGGCUAUUUCCGGAGAGCACUUGCGCGUCAUUGCAAAUCUCAAAGGACCGGCCUACGUCACUUCCUUUGAUUCCACUUCGAGUAGAAGUAAGAAAAUCGUUGCAGUGUACUACACAAACAGCUUGGAGGCGCCGGAAGUAUUAGGAGAUGAAAGCAAACUACCAUUAGGAAGUGAUAAGACCAGUGGAUUGUUCCACCCUCAAAAAGGCGUCGUCCUAAAGGACAAAUUCAUCUUUUCUGACAGUAAUGAAGUACAAAACCAAGGAUCUGUGAAAGUCUUCGAGGCAGAUGGCAAAUUUAUCGACGAGUUUGGAAAACAACCACUUUGGAACGAGGGAGGCCUGGGACAUCCCUUACGUAUUGCCGCUGACCCGUUGAACUGCGUGGUUCUAGUUUACCAACAGUCUUCAAGCAGAAUGAGGGUGUAUGACAUAACUCGCCCACGCCAUUCCGUGUCAGAGUUUGAUACGGUGUCUGGGCUUCUUGAUUUCACCGUCACACCUGAUGGAAGACUUUUAGCAACAUGCAGCAAGAACAGUGAAUAUCCAAAUUCAGUCAUUAUAUUAUCUUACAUUGAGAGACAAAAAUCCUAAAAUUAUUGCAAUUGUUUACUCUAUUAUUGGGGAUGAUUUAAAUUGGUUUGUUUUAUUUCAUUGCUUUGUCUUUCCAGAGCUCCGGAACGCGAAAGUGAUAAAGGAAAUCGAACGAACGCAAUCCGACGGAAAUUUGUAAAUUACAUUGUAAGUUUCGAGAUAUCGUGAACACCAAUAUUUCGUGUGAACAGGAGAUAAAGUAGGCGAUGGAGAUCGAUGUAGUCGAUCUAGUCCAGACCGUGCAUGAUUUCGUGGACCUAUGCUAGUUUAAAAAACACGUGCACGCCUCGACACGCAACCUUACUCGACACGCACGCCUCGACGCGCGUGUAUUUGGAAUAAAAUUGCUUCCACUUUCGAUACCUUUAAGUCAAAAAAAAAAAAUGCUUUAAUUUCAUUGCUCAUUGUUUUGCUUUGUUUUUUCG